CUUAGUCGCGAUACCUCCACCGAUCCAGAAGACUUCUCCUGGAUCAAAACCUGGGCUGCCGUCGGCGACAGCUUCACAGCCGGCAUUGGAUCGGGGAAUGUGUACAGUUCCAAGAGCGAUGACAAGUCCUGCUCGCGCUAUGACUACUCAUACCCGGCCAUCAUGAACCAGUUCUUUGGUGGCUCCGUCAGUAACUUCACCUAUGCCGCCUGCUCAGGUGCCACGUCUGUGGAUAUUGCCAGCCAGAUUGAGGGUCUGUCAUCAGGGCUGGACUUUGCAGUGAUGACAGCUGGAGGAAACGAUCUUUGCCUAACCAGCAUCAUCACCAAGUGCAUCCUGAACUCGGUCACCAGCGAAUCCACCUGCCAAAAUGCCAUGAGCUCCGCACAGACAGCCAUUGACAGCAUCCUGCAAGACAAUGUCGCCUCUCUCCUGACGGCGCUGGACGCGAAGAUGGCCAAGGACGGGAUCAUCGUCCUGGCCGGCUAUGCGCAGUACUUCAACAACGAGACCAGUGACUGCACCAACAAUCAAGACUGGGUGUUUCCCGGCCAGGCCGGAAGUACCAGUCUCCUCCUGAGCACCGCGCACCGCACCAGCUUCAACACCCUCGUCCAGAACACCAACGCCAAACUACAAGCGGCUGUGGCCCAGGCCGCCAAAUCCGCCAGCUCGACCAUCGUCUUUGCCGACUGGGACGACUGGGGCGCCGCAACCAGCGGCCGCUUCUGCGAGUCGGGCUCUUCGCCAGACCCCGAAGACUCCAGCAACGAUAAUGUUCUCUUCUUCAAGCUCCCCACUUACAAGACCUUCAACCCGGGCACCAUCUACAGCCGAGACUUCUGGGACUCGUCCUCUAUGCUCGAGAUCUCCUCGGCAAACACAACCACCACCUUUGAGCAAGAACAAAAGAAGGCAGAAGAGUACGCUCAGCUUCUAGAAUGGGCCAGCGAGCCCCUCGUCAAGCGCGACUCGUCUCCGACUGCCCCAGCCUGUACCAAAUCCUCCCUCUCAAGCCUACUUCCCGACGGCAUUGGCAAAAUCUUCCACCCCAACAACAUCGGCCACGAAGCGCUUGCUUCCUACGUUACCUGGGCGAUUGCCAAUGCGCGCGCCAAGAUCUUGAAGGUCGCCUCGCCCGCCUGCACAGCCGUCAACGAAAUCAAGUGCUUCCAGACCACCGGGUCAAAGGGCUACGCAAGCGCCUACUCUCUUUACUCCAACACGGAGGCCUUCUGUAAGGCCGCCGUGCCGGAACUCAACUCCAAAGGCGUCGGUCACCAGGUCAGCCUCACCUACAACGCCAAAACGCCCGACGAGUCCGUGUGGACGGUGACGAUGGACUCGGGGGCCACGUCUCUUGACGAAGCCUCCUGCAACGCUGCCGUCAACCGUAUCUUGGACGGCUGCGACGGGAACGACCCCAAGAACCCGAUGAACUGGAAGUUCGGGGGCAACUAUGUCAACGGCGCCUUUACGUACAACAUCGCCAUGUCGCGCACGAACAGGCCGUAUCCGGCGCCGACGGCACCUUCGGCCAAGUGCCAGGGGCGGUAUAAGGCUGUGUUGACGCGGUAUAAUAUUCGCGGGGCUGGGUGGGCAACCUGGGACUCCGGGCAGAAGACGCUGCGGCCGAAUAGCACGCAUUGCUUCGGGAAGGGCUUAACGGGGUGGUCAUUCAAGUACUUCGAUGAGCCGGAUGAGAACGGGUAUGAGUGGCUGGCCAAGUUUAACUCGCCGAUCUGGACGGAGGCGAGGUGUUAUUCUAAUAAUAAGGUGCAGAAGGCGGCGGGGGGCCCCACUGAUGAUGGGUGU
This is a messenger RNA of Aspergillus uvarum CBS 121591, 1815 nucleotides long. Its product is annotated as SGNH hydrolase. The record is from RefSeq and is a predicted model, not a curated record. Gene Ontology annotation, molecular function: triacylglycerol lipase activity. The transcript is spliced from 2 exons. Gene Ontology annotation, biological process: triglyceride catabolic process. NCBI's taxonomy places the organism in Eukaryota, Fungi, Ascomycota, Eurotiomycetes, Eurotiales, Aspergillaceae. The annotation marks the transcript as partial.